AUGCUACCCGAAUUCUUGCAGAGUAGCUAUGCACGCUACAAAGCAGAUACCAAUACCUUUGCAACUUGGCUACUCGAGACAGCCAACCAAUGCGGCUAUCAACCAACUGGCCUCGCUGCUGCCAUUCCUACGGCGAAAAAGGGUAAACACAAAGGCAAACACCAUGGCUUGAAUGCAGAUCCACUUCAAUAUAGUGCGAAUAUCCAAGAUCUGCAAAAGCUCGCCGAGGUGAUUGCUAAUUCUGCUCUCACGGUGCCAACCUCGGUUCUCACCAUCGCCAAACGCGCCAUUAAAUUGAGAAAGGCGGUCACAUCCUGGUUCUUGGGCCAGGGCGGCUCAGAGAAAAACAAACGCCAUGCCCAUUUCAUCACUGUGCUGGAGCAAAUUUGCGAUAAUCUAGAAUGGAAGACCGACCUGCCCUCCAAGCCAGACGCCAAGCAACCACCACCGACUUCAGAGGCUCAAGGUGACGAUGCCAAUGGCGACAGAAUUCUGAACAGAUUUGCUGUUCUCACGGUGGAGGAACCCCAGGAGACUACGGAAACCCAACCGGCACCCGCCGAAUCGAAGAAGAUAGUCAAAGUGAAUGUUAUUGUCGAGGAGGGAAAUGAGCCAUCAGACGCAUAUCUUGGUCCUUUGUUCUUCAAGACUCUCUGCCUGUUUCAAGACUUGAACAACAUUCGAAAAUUCAUUUCCAUCACCUGGUCAGAGUAUCGAGAUAAGAAAAUCGACCUUAUGAACGCCGCUGUCGUGACUGACAGUGCUUUGCAACUUGCUCGAGAUCUUGCACAGGAGGUGGAAGCUGACUGGCGCACUUCCCCUCUUGGGACAGGGGAUGAUGUCCAAACUCUUGUCUUCAACCACGCGAUUCUUACCCGCGGCAUUCCUGGGACUCCAUCCACUGAGAUUGGCCUGCCAUACAACAAGAACAUGGCUGAUAUCGCCGAGUGGUGCUAUGUGCCAACCAAGAUCCUGCUUGAGUCCUUCGCAAAUGUUCUCCAGGUCGAUCAUCUGCCAGUCUUUAAAAAGGGAUACUUUGGCUCCUACGAUCCGAAAGCGAACAGAGAGCGAAUGUCUGUGGGUCAGAAAUUCAACGAAGACAAAAUCAUCCUUCUUUCGAUUUUGCCAGAGUUUUGCAUGGUCGACACAUUCAAAAUCCAGAUGCCAACUACGGAUGCGAUCACUCGAGGCCUUGCUGAGUUUGCGAAGACCAAAAACGUUACUACGGGGCUUUGCUUCGCCUCCCAGAUCUUCCUUGACGUCCAUCAUAUCAUGCGACACAGUACCUUGGAUGCAUUCGGAGACCUUCGAAUGUCUGGACUUCGUAUCCAGAAGACUAUCGAUGAUUAUCUUCAGCUAUCCAAAACACACCCUCAGCCCAAAUUUUGGCCAAAGGAGGGCGACGAAGAAAUCCGAAGUAUAGGAUCAACGGUGAAGUCAUGGAUCAUGCAAGAUUUGUUCCAAGAUAUCCGAGUCAGUUCUAAGAUCCGCGUCCCUGGACCCGUACCCGAAAAGCACGUACUGUUCUCGCAGCAUUCUAUCCUCUGUGGCUUAAUCCUGUUCAGCCUCAAUAUGAGAAUGCAGUCUAUCAGCCAGCAGCUCGUCACUCAAUGGUACGAUGUCCAGCAACUGGCCUUUUUGCACAACCUCAUCAUGAAUUCUUCAGCGCCCCAAGACGUGAGAUGGCCUGACAUGGAUGCAUUCCUCAAAAUCCAUGGCGAGUCUCAUAUUUUUGUUGGCUCGCGGCCAAAAAACGCCCAAGAAUCGCUGAACCGGCUUCAGUUGGCCUCGGGCACCUCGUCCGUUGCCAAUUUCGCCCGCGACUCUCGGGGCGAAAGAUUUCAUAAGCCUGAUGGCAAGAAUCCCCGCUUGGUCACAUCCACCACAGCAGUCGCGAACUUGUUCUUCGCCCAGUACGUGGGUGGUCCUGAGAAAGAUGCCGGGAUUGUACACAUUGACAGAAUCCUGGACGAGCUUUCACAGAAAUCAACCCGUGAAUCAUCCAGCAAGGAGCAUGAAAAAUCCAAUCCGGAACUCAUCAUUACCCGAAAGUGGGCUAAUACCCACAACAUCGACACCCUGCAGCUUCUAGGCUUCCUGAAAACCAAGUUAUUCGAAGAAGAGCCAUUAAUCCUAUACAAUUACUUCGGCAUGCACAAACGCUCCGUCGAGUUGCUCAGACUUAUCCGAGACAAAGAGCACACGAAGUUUGUUCAAUAUUUCACGUCAGCGUAUCUGCCUGAUGAUUCCCUCAUAUCAAACAUUGUCCUCCUCAUCCUUCACGUUGCGCAAGGCUCGGCCCAAAGUGCAAGUGAAAUGGGACUUGCAUCUGGCGAAACUAAGAUAGUGAGUCGGAUUGUCAUGAGCGCUGGCGACGUGAUGCGGAAAUACUUGGAGAAGAAUGGAGACGUGGCAUGCAAAGAGUUGAGAGUAUUCUGCAAGAACAAAAAGCCAAUCCAAGACGAUAUCGCUUAUGAAAACGGCAAAUCGGAUAAGAUGGCGUAUUCUUGGCUCAGUGUUGAAGACGUCCUGGGUCCCAAGGGUAUGGCCUCAUUCAUGACUGGGAUCCCGAUAGCUUAG
Messenger RNA from Penicillium nucicola, 2580 nucleotides. RefSeq lists its product as uncharacterized. The transcript has a single exon. The coding region runs from base 1 to 2580 and encodes 859 amino acids. The record is from RefSeq and is a predicted model, not a curated record. Lineage: Eukaryota; Fungi; Ascomycota; Eurotiomycetes; Eurotiales; Aspergillaceae.